Molecule: messenger RNA, 3780 nt
Organism: Danio aesculapii
Lineage: Eukaryota; Metazoa; Chordata; Actinopteri; Cypriniformes; Danionidae
Gene: tmem248
Product: transmembrane protein 248
Exons: 7
Coding region: 248-1222 (324 amino acids)
Source: RefSeq, a predicted model, not a curated record
UCCUUCUGGUUUCUCAACACAGAAGGCAUCCACAGUCAGCUUCCGUCAACCAGCACCCCGCUUCCCAGUCGCAAGGCCACACAAAAACCGUGUUUUGAGAGUAUUAUAACGUACUUGCAAAUAAUGGGAAGGAGUGUCGUGGACUCCUGCACCGCAGUCAGCUGUUUGUUUGUCGCUCAGGCCCGCUAGCCUUUGAGUCUGAUAGCGUUAGCCGCCUGCAGCUGUCGUGCGCACUCGCGGAGCCAAAAUGGUGUUAUUAUUGAAUCCAUUGGAGAAUCUGAAGAUCUAUAUAAGUAACCGUCCACCGCUGGUCAUUUUUAUGGUUAGCGUCAGUGCUGUGGCCAUCGCUUUCCUCACUAUAGGAUACUUCUUUAAGAUCAAGGAGAUCAAAUCACCUGAGAUGACUGAGGAUUGGAACACAUUCCUUCUCCGAUUCAAUGAGAUUGACUUUUGCAUCUCUGAAAAUGAGACUCUCAAGCAUGGCUUGAAUGAGUCCAUCACGCCAGAGAGCACAGUUACCAGCAGCCAGACGCGAUCCAGCACCCAGUCGCCACCUCUACUGGAGGACCCGGGUCCCAUCAACAUCUCUGUGGCCAUCACACUGACCCUGGAUCCACUGAGGCCAUUCGGUGGCUACUCGCGCAAUAUUACUCACCUUUACGCCAGUGUGCUUGGGCAGCAAGUUGGCCUUGCUGGCAGAGAGGCCCAUGAAGAGAUGAACAUCACUUUCACACUGCCAGUAGCCUGGAACUCGGACGAGUGUGUUCUGCAUGGCCGCUGUGAGCAGAUGGUCUUCAGCACCUGUAUGACCAUCACAGCAGCCAGUAAUGUCUUCCCAGUCACAGUGCAACCACCUCACUGUGUCCCAGAGACCUACAGCAAUGCCACGUCCUGGUACAAGAUUUUCACCACAGCACGAGACUCGGACACCAAGUACACACAGGAGUACAACCCGUUCUGGUGUUACAAAGGUGCCAUUGGGAAAGUGUAUCACACACUCAAUCCCAAACUCACUGUCAUCGUUCCAGAUGACGAUCGCUCACUCAUUAACCUGCACCUCAUGCACACCAGCUACUUCCUGUUCGUGAUGGUCAUCACGAUGUUCUGCUAUGCAGUCAUCAAGGGCAGACCUGGCAAAGUUCGACAGAACAAUCCCGAUUUCUGUCAAGAAAAGGUGCGACUGAGGUGGCCUUGUCAGCAGGAUAAACGGGGUCAGAGGUGAACACCUGAAGCAUAUCGGAAAGGGAAGUGAGAAUACUACAUGUUGCCUACUGAACCCAGGAAAAGGGUGCAAAAAACAAAACACACAAAAAAAAGCUCUGUGAAUGAAUCUCUCUGCAAUGUUGGGUCACUCCAACCAAAGACUUUUAAGUGCCUGUAUCUACUGUGUAAAUAAUCAUAAAGGACUCGAGUACAGAAGCAGUCUGCCUGAGCUUCCCCUGCACCCUGUGCCAUCCUGUAAAUGUUCAGUAUAUCCAGUAUCAACAGAGGACGAUGUGCGAUUGACUAGAGAUGUUCAGAUGGGGGAACAUCACCUCCGUUCCUUUGAUCCCUUCGCUCUUUGUGUUCUCACCCUACUUCCUAUGACCUUUUGAUUUCUCUAGAGGCGAUCUUUGCCUUGUCAUUCCUCUCGUGUCUUUUGUCUUAACCGACCCUUUCGUAUGCCUGUCCAUUGCUGAUUCUGCAUUGGCUUUUCUCUUUGAGGAUGCGUGGAUCUCUGCCGUUCUACCAUAAGGAGAGGAUUUUGGGGUGUUUUCCUUCAGAGAUGACAGUAGGCAUCAGUAUGAUGUGUUCUUUUAUCUUAAGGACCCUUUCUGUAAACAUCUAAAUAAAUGCCUGAGUGAAAGUGGGAUAGAUGGGAAUAAAAACGAGAAAUGCCAUCGUGUUUGGAAGUCGGGAUAAAAUGCCUCGUUGUUGGAUUGAUGGGUUUGCGUGCUAAAAAAUGUGGAUUCAUGGCCUUGGGCUUCAUGUCUCAUUUACUGUAUGUCCAUGUCUGUUUGUGGACACUUUAAAUGAAUGUAUUUGUAAAAAAACAGGCAAAUAGCAGCGAUGCAGCAUCGUUCUCUUGUACAUUGAACAUUUUGAAGUUUAAACGGUGAACAUCAUUAUUGUAGAUAUAAUUUUUUGCAUUACCUAGUUUUGUUUCUUUACAGAGCUAUUCUUACUUUUGUCCAUUUGUCAACCAUCCAUUAUUUCCUGCCUUUUCUUUAUUUCCAUUCAUGCCUAAUUUGAUACGUAAUGCCUUUUUUUUUGUGUGCAAUAUUUGACCUUUCAUUUUGCCUUUCUUUAUUUUAAGAGGAUAGUUCACCCAAAAAUGAAGAUAUUUCUACACAAAAGGAGAUAUUUUGAAAAAUGCUGGUUGCUGAGACUCAUUGACUUCUGUCGUAUAGAAAAAAAUACUAUAGACAUCUACAGCAUUCUUCGAAAUAUUUUCUUUUGUAUUUAAAAGAAGAAAGAAACUCAGAAAGCACUAAAUGAUGAGCUCAUUGAAAUUUUUGGGUGAACUAUGCCUUUAAUGUCGUCUUAUUAUGCAUCAUAGCCUGUAGUCAUGCGUGAAACGCAUUACUUCCUCCAUCAUCCUGUCUAGUUAAUGCUCCUAUUGAGUUUUACGUUGAAUCUUUGUCCUUUUCUAUUUACAAAGUUUCAAAUAUAACAAAUUUUCCCAUCAUGCUUUGCUUAAUCUCGGCUGUCUGAAACUACAUCGGUCACAAUUCAUCAGCACUCCCACUCUUCUUCUUUUUCUCUAUUUUAAAGGGGUCGUGUUUUUUUUUCCUUCUCUACACAAAAGGAGAUAUUUUGAAAAAUGCUGCUUACUGAAACUCACUGUAUGGAAAAAAUACUAUGGAUGUCCAUAGCAUUCUUCAAAGUAUCUUCUUUUGCAUUUAAAAGAAGAAAAAAACUUAAAGCGUCUUAAUGAUGAGUUCAUUUACAUUUUUGGGUGAACUAUCCCUUUAAUAUCUUCUUAUCAUGUGUCCUAUCCUGCAUGAAACUCAUUACUUCCUGUCCAUUUUGUCUAGUUCAUGCUCCUAUUUAGUUUUAGUCCUUUUCCACUGGCAAAGUUUCACAAGUAACCCAUUUUCUCAACAUGCCUUGCUUAAUUACAGCUGUCUGAAACGGUAUCAGUCACAAUUCAUCAGCACUCCCACUCCCCCCCCUGUAUUAAAGUCCAUAACAAACAAGCGUCCAACCACUAAUGUGCCUUUGCACUGUGUCACCCAUGCUCAUCACACUGUCUCUUAUGUCUUUCUUCUUCGCUUCAACCUGCUUUAUGCAUUUUGAAUUGGAAUAAAUACAUCCGCUUGGGCAUUUUAUGUCUAACUCCGAGUCAAAUCUGCAGUAAUGGCUGUGAAAGAGUGCGAUUCAGUUGCUUUUUCUGCUGAUGAUUAGGAAAGUACACCUCAGAUUGGUUUAUUGAUCAGAUCCAUUCUACAAUAAGAGGUUUUGAAAUAUUUUGAGGCGGAACAUGUUAAAUGUUUGCAUUAAGCGCCAUGUGAAAGCUGGUUUCCAUGUUGCCAAGGAAUACAAAAUAUGAAGAGUUCAGAUGCAAAAAGUGCCAUCUGGAAUUCUCUUCUUUCAAACUUCUUACAUUUUUGUUUAGUUAUUUCAUGUUAAAAGUGAGGAAAAUAACUUGUUGUUUGCCAUAAAACCGAAAUUACUGAAUCAAGAUAUAGGAGCCUGAGAAAAAUGCUAAUUUUAGAAGAAAAUCAGGUGGCUUUUGCAUCCGAACUCUUCAUAUAUAUAUAAAUGUAAGUGUGACUUUGACUCGCAAUCUUUUUUUUU